UUCACAAAACCCCAAACGCCCAAAAACCAGAGGAACUAAAAUUUCUCAAUCACACCCCCACCCUCUCCACACAUCAUACUCUCUCUCUCUCUCUCUCUCUCUCUCUAAAAUCUUCGACCUCAACACUGCAUGGUCCUUUCUAUCGCACCACUUUGUGGUUAAUUUCACACACAAAUUAGGGAAAUUUCUCCCACCCAUUUCGCAGUUCCACUAUAAUGGCAGUUCCUGAUCUUCCCAUUGCAGCAAAUUUACAGAAAAAAAACAGGAUCUUGAUCGUCUUUUCACGGCUUAAAUCGACAAUGUGAGGUGAGUUUGUUGUAAAUUUCAUUUGGGUUUCAGUUAAAUGUUUGUUCAUCGAUGAUGGUUUCUGAAACAACCACCAGAAACCAAACAAUUCAUGACGUCAUCGCCACUAAAACUUCAAUUAAACCCAAAUCAAGACCGGUUUCUUCAAGAUACUUAUCCCCUUCACCUUCAAAUUCGAAUUCAUCAUCAUUACGGACAGUAACACCUUGUAGGAGAUCCCUUUCUCCUCUAAUUUCAAAAAAUUCGGCUUCUCCGGUGGUGAACCGGUCGGUUUCCGUCGACCGGAGGCGACCCGCUAGACCGGAUCUUACCCUAAAACCCAACAAUGCUGCUACUGGUGGUGGGGUUACAUCUACAAGAAGUUUAUCAGUUUCUUUUCAAGGUGAAGCCUUUUCUUUACCAAUUAGUAAAACCAAAAUCACCCAACAAUCACCUAAAUUAACCCGAAAGGCGAAUCCUGAAAGAAAACCAACCCCCACUGGAGAUCAUGUUGAGAAUACUAAACCCAUGGAUCACCACCGCUGGCCCGGUAGAACCCGACAAACAAACGCCACCCUCUUGUCGAAAAGUUUUACUUUAGAGUGUGGGGGUGAGAAGAGUAAGGUGAAUUGUUCCAAUGUAUAUAGGGAGUUGAAGUUACACCAGUCGCUGAAUUUGGACAGCAGAAGGGUGUCGGUUGAUGGUGGUAAACCAAGUCUUGAUUUGGUUGAUUCGGUUGAUCUUUUAAAGCGUAUUCAACGUAACCCGGAUGGGGAUUUGGUUAAAGAUUCGUAUUCGGAUACAGAUAGUGUCUCCUCUGGUAGCACCUCAGGAGGAAUUCAAGAAAAUGGGCAGACCCGUUUAAAAAUCGGGCGUAGUGGGAUUAUUGUGUCACCUAAGUUUUGGCAAGAAACUAAUAGUAGAAUGAGGAGGUUGCAAGAUCCAAGUUCUUCACCACUUUCAACUACCCCGAAACCGAAUGCUUCACAAAAGAAUUUAAAUUCAAGAAGGUUGUCGAGUGAUAAUAAUCUUUUAUCAUCAACAAGAACGAUGGCUUCCCCAAAUAGAAUAAGACCGUUAUCACCGAAUAAGGUUAUGACGACAUCACCAUCUAGGGGUAUGAUUAGUCCUCGUAGGAAUUCGGUUUCUGGAAUUAAUAAUAAUCUUGGUGAGACACCAUCGGUACUUAGUUUUGCUGUUGAUGUUAGAAGAGGAAAAGUGGGUGAAAAUCGGUUUCUUGAUGCACAUGUUUUGAGGCUUUUGUAUAAUCGGCAAUUGCAGUGGCGGUUUGUAAAUGCUAGAAAUGAAGACAUAGUAUUAAAGCAAAAACAUAGCGUUGAGGAAAAUCUAUGGAAUGCAUGGAUUACGAUCGCAGAUAUGCGUGAUUCUGUGACGAGAAAAAGACAUAGGUUGCAACUGUUGAGGCAAAAGCUGAAAUUAGCAUCGAUUCUUAAGGCGCAAAUGGUUUAUCUUGAAGAUUGGGCUUAUUUAGACAAAAACCAUUCAAUAUCAUUGCUUGGAGCCAUUGAAGCUUUGAAGGCUAGCACCCUUCGUCUUCCUGUUGCGGCAGGAGCAACGGCUGACCUCCAAAGCAUGAAAGAUGCCAUAAGUUCAGCAUUUGAUGUGAUGCAGGCAAUGGGGUCAUCAAUGAACUCACUUUGUUUACAGGUUGAAGAAGUGAAUUUAAUGGUGACCAAAAUUGCAAAAUUAUCUGCAAAAGAGAGAGCUUUGCUUAGGAUUUGCAAAGAUUUCUUAUCUGUUUUAUCAGCCCUCAAGGUGAAGGAAUGUAGUUUGAGAACACAUGUGUUACAAACGAGUUGCGUGAACUGAUGUUACUGUUGAAAAAUCAUUAACAUUUAACCAUGGACUAAGUAAGUAGCUGAUUUUCUACUUUACCCGUUGUGGCAGAUACACAGGAGUUGCUUGUUGUAUUAUGUAUCUUCCUAAUAGAUGUAACUGUAUAUAUGUAUAUGAUGAUAUAAAUAUAUAUAUAAGUUAAUAAAUGAUUCUUUUUAGAUUU
Messenger RNA from Helianthus annuus (common sunflower), 2305 nucleotides. Its product is annotated as QWRF motif-containing protein 2. Gene Ontology annotation, molecular function: microtubule binding. The transcript has 6 exons. The coding region runs from base 358 to 2115 and encodes 585 amino acids. The record is from RefSeq and is a predicted model, not a curated record. Gene Ontology annotation, biological process: centrosome cycle; spindle assembly. Lineage: Eukaryota; Viridiplantae; Streptophyta; Magnoliopsida; Asterales; Asteraceae. Gene Ontology annotation, cellular component: centrosome; cytoplasm; nuclear microtubule.